AUGCGAGCUCCGUCCACAGACCUGCUGCGCGCGCUGCGUCGAGCUGCAGCGACGACAUCCUCCCCUGUGGUGUACACGUCGCGGGCGGCCCAACUACGGUGUCAUCAAGUGUCUCCAUCUCAGCCACAAACUCAUCUCCGUGCCCUCUCAACAAAUCCUGCAUACCAUCAGCAAUCUCCCGCCCGUCCACCAUCCGUACCGCCGCCCACCUCGACCGCGCGAUCGCUCAAUAUCCCGCCGCGCCCGACCGCGCCUCCUCCCAAUCCUGCGCGUCCUGGCUCCCCUCGCAUCAACCCCUACGCGCCCUCGAAGAGCAGGGACAGAGGGCCGGCCUCGAAAGAAGAGACGCAGACGGACUUUUCAAAGCUGGACAUCUACGCCUCCGCGGGCGUCGAGGAGCCCGCAACGUCCAUCGACGCCUGCACGCACGACGGCUUCCACCUGAACAAUGGCGUCCAAACCUCCGGAGGCCGGGGCGUGAUGCUCGUGGGAGGUGAGGGAUUCGUGUGGAGUCCCUGGGCUGGCACGGGUGCCGGGGUCGGUGACGCGACAGUAGUCUCUUCGACACCACCCGCCUCGGGCAAGGAGCGACGGGCCCCCACGGCGUCGCAGUUCUCACAGUUCCUGAACGCUCGCUCUUCUGUCCUGGACUUCCCGCCCUCGGCCUUCGGGUUGCUCACCUUGCUGUACCCGAAGCCGGACUUGUUGAUCUUCGGCACGGGUCGUCAAUUACACAUGCUGUCAAAGGACACGAGACGCUAUCUGUCCGAGGAGCUGGGCAUGAAGGUCGAUGUGAUGGAUACGGCGAACGCGGCAGCCGCGUACAAUUUGCUUGUCAUGGAGCGGGGUGUUGAAGGGGUGGGCGCCAUUUUGAUCCCGGAGGGGUUCGUGUAG
Messenger RNA from Cladophialophora carrionii CBS 160.54, 894 nucleotides. RefSeq lists its product as uncharacterized. Gene Ontology annotation, cellular component: mitochondrial inner membrane. The transcript has a single exon. The record is from RefSeq and is a predicted model, not a curated record. Lineage: Eukaryota; Fungi; Ascomycota; Eurotiomycetes; Chaetothyriales; Herpotrichiellaceae. Bases 1 to 894 code for a protein of 297 amino acids. Gene Ontology annotation, biological process: mitochondrial respiratory chain complex I assembly.